Molecule: messenger RNA, 1686 nt
Organism: Alnus glutinosa
Lineage: Eukaryota; Viridiplantae; Streptophyta; Magnoliopsida; Fagales; Betulaceae
Product: E3 ubiquitin-protein ligase SPL2
Exons: 6
Coding region: 163-1371 (402 amino acids)
Biological process (GO): protein ubiquitination; organelle organization
Molecular function (GO): ubiquitin-protein transferase activity
Source: RefSeq, a predicted model, not a curated record
CAAGUAAACUACGUCAAAGACUCAAAACCCAGCGUUAUCAACCGAAUCGACCAAACACUCCCUCCCCCAAUUUCCCAAUUCAAGUAAAUUCAGCCUGAUCCUCUUCCCUGCAAAAUUUCUCCACGUGCGCCGAUCGAAUGUAGUCUCCCCUAACAACUAACAAUGUCUUCGCACGAGCAAGCCCUCGUGUCCCUCCUGUCCCAACUUGCGUUCUCCUUAGAUGGUGCCGUUUUGGGCGUGGCCUUGGCCUACGCCGCCGUCCGCUCUGUUCUCAAGUUCACAGCCACGUCAUCCGCUCUCGGCAAAAUCCGCAGGGCCCCAUCCCUCGAAGUGUCCGACCUCCGCUCAAUCCUGACCGUCGAGGACUCCUCAUCCGGCCUUUCACAGCCUUCCGAUCAUAUGAUCGUCGUCGUCCGCGGCACUGUCGUGGCCAAAUCCGCCGUCGAUCCCAACUGGAAGAGCUUCAAGACCAAUGUCUUGGUCUCACAGGAGUCCGGAGACAAAGCCGUUAUUGUUCAAAGGACUCAAACGUGCAUCUACAACGAAUGGAAGGGCUUUUUUGGCUGGACUUCUGAUCUACGCGCUAUAUUUGCAAGAUCUUGGAGAGAGCAAGAAUCAACCUCAUUAAGAACAGUUCCUUUUGUUCUUGUUGAUGGUUAUGGGGGGCAACAUUCUAAUUUUGAAGGUUUUGGGUGGCAACAUUCUGAUUUUGUUGUUGUGAACAUGGAUGGCUCAAGACAUCCCCUCCCUCUCACAACAGUUUAUCAUCAACUGCAGCCCAUUAGUGCUUCUCCAUAUACCUUCCUUCAGGCACUUUUUGGUCAUGAAUAUCCCGUUGGCUUGCUUGACGAAGAGAAAAUCCUUCCAUCAGGAAAAGAUAUCACUGCUGUUGGUAUGUUCAGUUUUAAAAAUGGAAUUCCUGAGAUCAAGUCAUGCAAGGAUCUUCCCUACUUUUUGUCUGACAUGAGCAAGGAUCAGAUGAUUGUAGAUCUUACCUUCAGGAGCAAAGUACUUCUGUGGAGUUGUAUCGCUCUCGGUUCACUGUCAAUUGGUGUACUUGGCUAUGCUGUUGUGAGGAAUUGGAAUAGAUGGAAAGAGUGGAGGCAACAAAGACAGCUUCAGCAACCAAGACAGGCCGCAAGUGAUGACAUGCACUCUCAGGUUGCAGCAGAGGAGGAGGAGAUGGGAGAUGUUCCAGAUGGAGAGUUGUGUGUGAUCUGUCUGAUGAGGAGAAGGCGAUCUGCAUUCAUUCCAUGUGGGCAUAUGGUGUGUUGCCAACGCUGCGCCAUCUCAGUUGAACGAGAAUCCACACCCAAGUGUCCUGUCUGUAGGCAGGAAAUACGGCAUUCGUUGCGGAUAUAUGAUACAUGAGGAAAAGAGUUACUGUUUCUUGAAUUAGCACACUGUGACUGAGGAAUUUGCUUAUGUGGGAAAAGUCUCUAUAUUUGUCAGAGUGGCGUGUAAUUGUUGUUCUCUCCCUGUUCCAGGCUUUAGGGGUAUAAGGAGGUAAUGGUAAAAUCUUAUUGGUGGAAAUAAGUUUACAGGGAAAUCUGAUGUGAAUAUAUCUAGCGAAGUGAUGCAUAUUGCUUUGCUUUUUAGUUACUGGGAUGUUACUUGUUAGAAUUCUAUAAUAGGUUGAGAAUUGUAAAUUGUGUAAAUUAUAAUUUCUUUACCCUUUCUCUGCAA